Messenger RNA from Sycon ciliatum, 1843 nucleotides. RefSeq names its product ribitol 5-phosphate transferase FKRP-like. NCBI's taxonomy places the organism in Eukaryota, Metazoa, Porifera, Calcarea, Leucosolenida, Sycettidae. The record is from RefSeq and is a predicted model, not a curated record. The transcript is spliced from 3 exons. The coding region runs from base 571 to 1479 and encodes 302 amino acids.
GGCUGUUAGUCGGACACCAGUGCAGUGCAUGCAGUAGAUCUGUUCAGGCUGUAUAAUCAUGUAGUUGCGGAACAGUAGAUCUACUGACAGUCAGUCUGUCUGCGAGUGUGGCAGUGUCACUGUCAGACACCGACCGUCCGUGUGUCACCACGUCCGCCACCAGGUAACCUGGUUACCACUGCAUGCAGAGUUUUGCAGUCUUUUAGUAAUAGUUAGAACUUAGAUGCUACCCGGGGGUACCCAAGCACCAGAGAAUAGUAGGUCUACUGUCGACAUGUCUGGUAGAUCUACUUGCAAUCAUUAUUGUAGUAACUGUUGUAGUCUGACACUGACUCGACUCGGAUCGGAGCUAGCACUGUAGCAGCGGGGAGUCGUAACUCGUAGAUGUACAAACUCUUCAGUGCUGUCCACAGUCACAGACCUCGCAACAACACCGUCGUAAGCUGACUGACGGUGAAGCCACUUGUGAACGCGUCGUCUACGCAGCUAGCUAGCUGCCUGGCUUGACGGUUGACCGUUCAUGAUCUUAUUCCCUUCUUGCUGGUGAAAAGCGUUCCUGCCGCCGCUGCUAUGCGGCGGUUCCCAAUCAACAUCAUGUAUCCGUCCUGGAAGCUGUACUUCAUCACGCUACUUAUGUGUGCGCUGCUGCUGGCUUUCGGUGUGGAGGUAGUGCUGCGUGUCUACCAAGUCGAGGGCCUACACGUUCAUCAGGUGUUGAAACCGGCUCUCGCUUAUGUACGCUUCAACCAGCCUUGUUAUCCUAGCAAUCAGGCAUUUCGCUUGAAAGAGCUCGUCCGUAACACUAAGAACUUUGCAGCGGUUGCAGAUGAGGUUGGCCUGCGGUAUUGGCUGGACUAUGGCACCUUGUUGGCAGCACAUCGCUCAGGUCGCAUCAUACCCUGGGAUCACGAUGCCGACAUGGGGGCCAUGCAGAUUGAGUUUAUGGCAAAUUUUAACGAACUCAAGCGGCUGCUGGCCAAGCGUGGUGAUGUCCUAUACUAUGGCGGUGCGUGCCGUUAUUUCAUUCGCCGGGCCGUUGUGCCAGAAGAAGCCCGUGGUGAGAUCAUUCGAGCCGAGGUCGUACUCCACGUACCCAUUGUCAAUUUGGGACAGGACAAUGAUCAGCUCAUCACUCGUUGCGAAGUGCCAGAUAUAUUCCGUUACACAUUUCCUAGGCGAUACAUUGACACUAUGACAACGGUAACAUUUGAAGGAGUGGAUAUGACAGCACCGAAUCCUGUCAAGGAGUUUCUUGCCGUAUACCGCUACCCGAACUCCUACUGGCUUCCCGUACCGUACCGUAUCAAUUGCUAUUUCGAAUCUAUGUAUUAUUUUUCGUUCUUGGUGCUGUUCGUGGCAGUACUCAGCGUUGUGGGCAUUCUCUAUUUCUGCGCCAUGUUGCAUUGCCUGGCACGCACUUUGCCCACUGUAAGGUCCGGGCGACUAUGUUGUGUCCCCACAAAUUUAGCAAGCAUGUGAUGUUGCCGGCAGCAGGAUUGCCGAUGUCCACGCUCUCCCGUCGUGGUGAGUACUGGCGGAUGGUGUUUUUUUGUCACCGUGCAGGGCUGGUGGUCAUGCCACGUUUCCACUGCAUUUCGAUGUAUAGUCAUGUACAGUGGAAUCCCUUCAUAUCCCCGGAUGCCCAGUAAACAGGUGUGUUCACUAUCGAGUGGGCGACAUCCAUCAGCCAACCGACCCCUUGAUCCUAGUCUUACCACAUCAGACGGUCGAGUACGCACAUGUGGAGUGAAUUUCAAUUUAUAUAGUUCCAAACUGGAUACUUGAAUCAUCUUGCCUCUAUUUCUUCAAAGGCUUUCUUGCCCAUUACGCUUUGAGUUUAUCU